This is a messenger RNA of Acanthaster planci (crown-of-thorns starfish), 3067 nucleotides long. RefSeq names its product NPC intracellular cholesterol transporter 2-like. Gene Ontology annotation, biological process: sterol transport. NCBI's taxonomy places the organism in Eukaryota, Metazoa, Echinodermata, Asteroidea, Valvatida, Acanthasteridae. Gene Ontology annotation, molecular function: sterol binding. The record is from RefSeq and is a predicted model, not a curated record.
GUAUACAUGUAUACACUCAGACUCGUCCUAAAACCUCAUUCGUCACGGUGUGUCGGCUCGAAGUGGUGUAUAUGUACUGGCCCAAUUCAUUUCAAAUUUUCUGGCACGAGUAAAUCUGAAAGUUUACGGAAAAUGCUGUCGUCUGCUGUGUACAAAUUUGCUCUGAUCUCCGCUCUUCUAAGCAUUCAUGUCGCCCGCCCUCAAAAGGUCAAUGUUCUUCCCUGCGUAAAUCCUGAAGUCACACCCGAUUGUGUGCUCAACGAAGUUGUUAUCAACCCUUGUCCGAAGUUCCCUUGCCAGUUCAAGUUAGGAAUUAACGUCUCGGCAGAAAUAACCUUCACCAUGAAUGCUACAGCUACUACAGCAAGUAAAGCUACCACGGUGAUACACGGCAUCAUCGGCGGGGUUCCCGUGCCUUUCAAAACUCCAUACACUGACGCAUGCGCAACAACGGGAAUCCGCUGUCCGCUGAAAGCAAAGGACGAAAACGUCUACAAAGCGCAGCUUUAUGUUGAGCCGAGCUACCCCGCUCCACUUGACUUGUACGUGAAAUGGGAGCUUCGAGAUCAAACCACGAGGGACAUCUUUUGCUUCAGAUUUCCCGCUCAGCUGGUAAGAUAAGGCGGACUUCAAUUACCGGCAGUGGGCUUCGAUGCAUUCACAUGUCAUUACGUUUACCAUACAUUCGAAAAUUUCUGCGAAUGGAUAUUUCCAUUGAGAUUUUUUAAAAUUUGAGCACAGUUUCAUAGAUAAUGUAAACCUUUAUUAUUAAAAUUAAAGAUUAGGCUUCAUCGAUAAAGUCCCUGGAUUAAAGUAACAUUCGGAAUUAUUUCCCGCCGUACUCUAGGAGAUGGUAUAAGUUUUGCAUGCAAAGUAGGUGUCGGUCCCCAUCCCUGAGGAUAAGAUCUGAAUGGUUAAAUUUGUACUAUGUUGGGGAAAAAAGGUCUGCCAAAGUUUGAUCAAAACUGUUUCCUUUUCUUUCUUUUUUCAUUUGAACAAAUCGAAAAAACAGUCUUAAAAUGCUGAAACGUGUGUACUAAAGACACUGUUUAUGACCAAUAACUAGGUUAUGACAGCUAGGGCCUACUGAGAAAUUCUGACAGCUUAAAGUCAAAGGGUAAAACAGUAUGACUUUUUGACUCGGAGUGGGGGUAAUAGAAGGUUUACGCUGUUCAGUCUGCGUUCAGUUCAUGAUUUCCAUUUCACUUUGCGCCGGUGAUGUUAAUUUUGUACCAAUCAAUGAUUGUUUUUAAAAUUACAAAAAAAUACAAGGGACUUCAAACGCACGAAAUGAUCCUCCCUUCUGUCGUAUCUCCGUUUGGAAAAUGCACGGACUCUGUCUCAGUAUUUCCACAAUUUUCCGGGAAUUCGCUUCUUGUUGAAAUAAAAUGAAAACUGAAAUAGGGUAUCAGUCAACCAAAUUCCCAUCUGUGACACAUGACUAUACGUCGACAGCUAUGUACUCGUGAAAAUGGUAAACAGUUUGUAACUCUGAAAAAAACCACACACACAGACAAUACACUGGUCGGUAAACAUCUGCCGUGAUGUGACGAAGUCCGCCGUGAUAAGAACUAGGCUAGGUCAAGAGUGCCAGUUCAAACAAUCACAUGAACAUAACAUUCACCAUACAAAGCGUAAUUUCAACAGCUUUUUAUUUCUGUUUCAAAGUGCACAAUAAUAGGUUUUCCCACUCAAAGUCGUAAGAUUUAAGUGGCUGAAUCAGCGUCCUCCAGGAUCAUUCGUGGUUGAUUAAUUAAGAUGUCAUUUUCUUCAAAAUCAUCAAAUAGAAUAAAAAAUCAUCUGAAGAAUAAAUAUGCUACAUGUUCUAUUUUGGAAUUCCUUUGCUUGUAUUUCAUUUGCUGAGUUCAAACAAGUAAAUCUAUACUGCCGAAUCCUCCGGGAGUUUUUUGAAUGGACAUUUUUAUUCUACGGACAGUAUUAUAAAAUCAUGCGCUUAUGUACCCAAAUCGAGCGGUGACGUUGGCUGAUUUAACGUUGAUCAGAGUAUGCAUUCUCAUUCAAACGAAAUGAUUUAUUCUUUAUCCGUUUGGCUCCUUAAUAUAUAUGUUCCCUGACCGGGAAAACAUUCAUAUGUACAUUGGCACAAGAUGAGGAAAUGCCGUGGACUAGCAGAUCACAAUGCAUUUUACUGUUCUUCUGAUGUCGACAGUUUUUUUUUCCUGCCAGGUGGAAUGGUCUAUCAAAUACGGGCGAUGACGAACUGUUACAGUAAACCAAGCCGAAAGCAAACCGUAGUAAUCGGUGAUAUCCUACGUAAACGUGUGUAUGGACUUAAUACACGUGCAAAAACUUGGACUUUAUUUAAAUUAUCACGUCCGCAUUGGUUUUGCUACGAUCUGUGACAAAUUACAAGGUUUUGCUUAUAAACAGCCAGAAGGAACGAUUUCAGAAGUCAAUAAAUGGAUAUCUCAUAAUAACUAUCUUACCUUUCUUAAAUAAAAACAUCUUGAAAGCAUCUUCAAAACACUGGACAACUUCAAUUAACUGGUAAAUUCAAAACAUUGAAGCGGUCUCAUAAUCAAACGGCUGAUUCCUACACAUCCGUGCUGGGCGCUUUUUUCUUUAACAGAACCGCGCUGGGAAGGAGUACAUAUUUAAAUUUAAAGCAUUCAUCGCUACGUAAAAUAAGUCAUCGAUUUUUGUUCAGUCUUUAAGUUUUAAUCCGAUAAGCAAUAACCAAUUAAAUGUCGCAAUUCAAGGAAGAAUGGGCUUGCUAAAUUCAUACACAUUAUACAGAUUUGUCUAAUCGAAAAAUCAAGCAACAACACAAAGAUUAUCUUACUUAUAAACACAGGUUUGACUUUUGGUCCCACUAUAUCGGAAAGAAAUAUUGACAAGUUUUCUGUCUAAUUCUAGGUACUGACAUCUGUGGUGGAAAUGUUCUCGAUUUGUUUAACCCACAGGAACGGAGUGUGACAUAGACGAGGGCGCUCCUGUGCAAAUUGCGGACAAUUCUUAGUACUCCUGGUAUGAGCCCCGAGCUGGGUCAAGAGAGGGCGCAAUUUUCCAAGCAAUGCAAGCAGCGAAGUGCAGUGGGAACUGCACU